AUGUCUUUCCAGAGCUAUGAAGACGAUGAGACCACUAUCUUCAAAUCCCUGUUCUUAUACAUUCCCUUCAUUGAUGAGGAAAAGAAAUGCCUUGGAAUAGACAAAAAGUUGAGGAAUGUGGCUCUGAUUUUGCGAUCUCUCACGGAUAUCACUUUCUUGGUGCAUAUUGGAUAUCAAAUCUAUGAAGAUAGUAAUAAGGCCUACAAGGAGAUCAACAGAGCAAAAUCGCAGUGGGAAUUGGAUUGGCAAACGACGCCAAUAAGAAAAGAUGAGAUAGUUCCAUUUGCUGCGAUAUUAGCGACGACGUUGCCGUGGGGGUCUUUGCUGAUUGACCUUCUCUCUGUUUUUCCCACGCCACAGGGACUGCUGGAAUACAGGUCAAAGCCCUAUUUAAUUUGUUUCUAUACAUUCUUGCCAGCCAUGUCCUUGGAGCCUUUUGGUACUUCUUUUCCAUUCAACGAGAGACCUCAUGUUGGUAUUGGGCUUGUGAAAAGUAUAAAGAUCAUGAAGGAUGCAUGA
This is a messenger RNA of Prunus armeniaca (apricot), 519 nucleotides long. NCBI's taxonomy places the organism in Eukaryota, Viridiplantae, Streptophyta, Magnoliopsida, Rosales, Rosaceae. The record is from the annotation of a GenBank genome assembly.